GUCUAUCCCAUACACUUUCUUCGCAAAGCUUUAUUGCGGACCUCCAUACCGUCACGCAUUUCAUCUCAUCGCCCAAAUCACUUAAAAUCACUUGCAAGAUGGCAAGAAAUGAUCAAUCCUUUGUCCCCGAAGGACACGAUUCUUUCCUUCUCGACUUUCCUAUAAACAGUCCUCGAUACAUGGAAGCCCAACAGAUGUACGAUUCUCAACACUACAUAUCCGAUGUACCUCCUUGGCUAGAAAGUCCCGGACAGGCUGACAAUCAAUACUUGGAUGCACAACCUGUGGGCAAUGCAAACUACAACCUCGAUCAGAUCGAUCCUGCUUUGUGGCAGUAUCAGGAAGAACAGUUCCUCAACACCCAAGGAACCGCCUCCUCUGUUCAUGGUCCAGCAGAAGCGCUUAUCAUCGAUCCUCGUCUCAAAAGUAUGCCACAGCAAGACACCCUUCACAGAGAUAUGAUGCCACAGCCGCCCAACAACAGCUAUCGAGGUAUCUCAUCUAGGGAACAAGAACAGCCAGGACCAUCUCCACAACCCUUCUCGCAGGUCUUCGUGGUUCCUAUCACAGACCAAUUCCCCGGCUCCGAGACUUCCUUAGACUCAAACAGCAUGUUCUGCGAUUUCCCAGGUAUCGCCUUUCGAUCCUUCCUGCCAGAAGGCGUGAAUACUCCCAUGUCGGCUUCAAGAAAUCUGUCAGUAUCGGAUCAGGGAAGGAAAAGAAUGUUCGACCCUAAUACGGACAGACCUAUUGUCAUGCAUGGACCAACUCAACCUCAGGUUUAUGGUCCCUUCAAGAGAAAGGUACCAGGAGAAUCAGAGCACAGUUCCUCACAGUCGACGCCGUACGCUAGCUCUUUGUCGAGAUUAGCGACUCCUGAUAUGUUUUAGACCCUCGAAGCAAGUCUUACGAGGAAAUGAAUAGUUCAAGAGUGGCACAACAGUGCGAGAUCGAUUCCUACUAAGGAAAUACAACACUGCAGAUUUCUUCCACUCUUUGGCUACCAGUCGCUACGAAUGUGUCUCGGCUCCUGCUGCACCGUUCUAUGCCGGAAAAAUCAUGUUGACGAUGUCAUUAUCAGGAGUUUAUUGUGCAGCUUAACCUCUGGCAUACCCUCUUCGAUUCUCGUCCAACAAGAGGCGAAGCUUGGCAUGGACAAGAGCUACCAUAUUGGCGAAGAAGCUUCAAGAUACCAGAAUGGUGCUGUCUGCUGGAAUUGGAAAGAGAAAGGAUGCUGUUGGAAGCACAUGCAGAUUACGACUGUGGCAGAGACAGGGGUUUCACGGAUUCGAUAGGAGCUAUUGCGGUAGCGAUGGGUUGGGAUAAUUGCGAUGCAUUAUUGCCGUUAGUCUAGUCUAACUGAAUCGUCGAUAUUUUGGAUAGUGAC
Molecule: messenger RNA, 1387 nt
Organism: Mollisia scopiformis
Lineage: Eukaryota; Fungi; Ascomycota; Leotiomycetes; Helotiales; Mollisiaceae
Exons: 1
Coding region: 180-890 (236 amino acids)
Source: RefSeq, a predicted model, not a curated record